Messenger RNA from Pungitius pungitius (ninespine stickleback), 464 nucleotides. Its product is annotated as regulator of G-protein signaling 22-like. Gene Ontology annotation, molecular function: G-protein alpha-subunit binding. Gene Ontology annotation, biological process: regulation of signal transduction. Lineage: Eukaryota; Metazoa; Chordata; Actinopteri; Perciformes; Gasterosteidae. The transcript has 4 exons. Gene Ontology annotation, cellular component: cytoplasm; nucleus. The record is from RefSeq and is a predicted model, not a curated record. The coding region runs from base 135 to 464 and encodes 109 amino acids.
UAAACUUUCAUAGACCCAUGUGUUUCGGAAAUGAAUCUGUUUCCAUAGCAACCCCGAGUGUUCAAAUGCAACUGCCUGGCUGUUUUUGGGGCAGAGGCUGAAUAACUCGUCCUCCGUGUUUUUAGCAGUAAACCAUGUGUGCAUUAGUUUCGCCAGAGUUCACGGAUCUUACAGCUGACAACUUUGAGAACUCCCUGGCAGCAGAUGACGUAUUGGCUCACUAUUUCAAUUAUUUCUUAACUUUGCCGUGCUUCGCAGAGACGGUUCUGUACCACCCGGAGACGGGUCGGUUCCAGGUGAUGGACCCUGCCCCGCAGUUUGUCUCCACAAGAGUCCCAUCAGUCCUUCGUUGCAGCAAGCCACGCCCACUGGCUGGGGCCACGACCCGCCCAGGAGACAACCGUUACACUAUCUACGUGAGCAUGUAUCUGGUUGUAAAGAUGAACAGAAAGUCCCGUAUGUAG